Messenger RNA from Arabidopsis lyrata subsp. lyrata, 1020 nucleotides. RefSeq lists its product as uncharacterized. Bases 242 to 952 code for a protein of 236 amino acids. Lineage: Eukaryota; Viridiplantae; Streptophyta; Magnoliopsida; Brassicales; Brassicaceae. The transcript has 3 exons. The record is from RefSeq and is a predicted model, not a curated record.
AGUGGUAAAGGAUGUUUUGAGAAUUAUGAUUUUUUUUUUUUUUGGUAAGGGUUUUGAACUUUUGAGAAUUAUGAUUACUUCUUCAUAUCUCCGUGGUUCCUCCUCAUAAGGUUUUUUGCCAAAACGAUCAAAUAAUGUUUUUUUUUCUGAUAAAACUGUAAAAGUAAAAUAAAAAUAAAGAAGUGAACUUCCAAGGGCCCACAUAUCUAUAAUUCUGGUAAAAUCUAGGGUUUCUCUUUUUAUGUCAAUCAUGGCUUCGGGACCAAGCAAGACAGAGGCCGAGACGGCGCAUAUCGUUUCCGCGGCGGCGGAGCCCAUAGAGACGACCACUGAAGAAUCCGCCGUCUCUUACUCUCUGGACAAGGACAAAUCCGACUCCGACCCGAAGGAAAAUGAUUCCUCCAAUGACGAAGAUAGCAUAGUGGACGACGGAGAUUCAGCAAGCGAUCAAUCGGAAUGGGGAGUGGAUAGCUUCGAUGAUGAGGAAUAUUGUUCACCUGAUGAAGACUCUCAUACCGACGAAGAAGUUGAGGGAAAAGCCCGUCUUUAUAAACGGAAUCUCCACUUUAGCCAUGGCUUUCUUGUUGAAGAAGGGAUUGGUCCACGUCCACGUUCACGUUCCGUAGGUUGUGGCUAUAUCUUACUUAAAUCUCUGGACAGUGAACAUUCUCCGGCUAAAGGUAGGACACAGCUUCAAUACGCACAACACAUGGCCAAAUUGUCUCUUCGCAAGUACAAUACCUUAAACGAAACCAAUGUGAAAUUGGAUCAUGUUGUAAGAGUAACAGCGUCUUUUGGCGUUAGGCAGACUUCGUAUAUCACUUUCAUGGCGAAAGAAUCUAAGGGAGAUGAUACGCUUGUGGAGUAUCAAACCAAGGUUGCUAAAAAAUUUCAAUGCAAGACUUAUCCUAUGUUUUGCAGGCCUAGUCCAAAGCUAGAUCCAGAUAUGUAGUCUAAAUUAUCUUCUAAUUUUUGGAUAUAACGCUAAAUAAUUCGAUGGUUACAUGGUCGUUUCUUGCU